AUGGACUGGCGGCUGCUCGACUACGCCAAAGAGGCUGAAGAGACGGCUUCCGGCCUCCACGUCUUCCAGAGCGAGGUUCCACAGUAUUCCAAGGAUAUUAGCGGAGACAACGCCGAGCUCUUCGCCAUAUCGAACGCGCUCCACGUGCUCCACGAGGACCUUGAUCUAUCGCGUCUUGGAAGAUAUUCCGGCCGCAUCCUCAGAGACCUGGAAAUAUGUCUUCCCAGCUUAGGCUAUACGCUCGACGAUGUCCGCAAUAUGUUCAGCAAAUCGAAGCGCAACAGCCGACAACACCCGGGCGCUUUUCCUGGCACCCCGCCAUAUGCGCAGAUCUGGGAGGACGCUUGCGCCGAUUUGAGGGCUCAAGGAAUCAGUCUGCCCAUGCGUCUCGAGAUGUAUAGGACGUAUUUGCAGGGAAUGCAUGACAUCUUGAAGAGUGACGAAGAAGACGAUGAUAUCAACCAUAUCCGGGCACGUCUGUCAAAGCUGCUGAGAAAGCAGGAGCCGAUAGACGAUUACUUCAGCAGGAUUACGGUGGAUCCCCGUGCUGCGCCACGAACACCAAGACCGCAUUCUCCCGCAGUCGCGAGACCGCACAUUGAGCGCUACCAGACGUAUCCUACGUAUCCUCAUCCGCCGCCGCCACCUCCGCUUCCACCCCGACCCCCACACUCGCCCAUUCCGGGAUACGGGGACAUACCAUAUAUCCCGCCGCCAGUGCCCGAUAUUCCCCAAUCACCAACUUAUUCAACUGCCUCCUCGCAGACAUAUUCGACUCAUUCCAAUGAUUCAGGUGGUCCCGUAGCCCAUUGGGCCAUGAGGAUCUUCGACGGCAGACAUUCCUCUACACCAUUUCAAUUACUUGCUCAAGCUACCAAAUGCCUCGGUCGAGACGAACCCAAAGCGCUCGAACUCUUGGAGAAUGAUGGUUUCCAGAAGGUGCUCGAGCUGCCUUUCGAAGCAACGAACGUGUGGGUCAGACUUUACUGGAGGUCUGAUGACAAUCGAGCUAGAAUUCUCUUCCUGACGCUAGAUGCGAACAGCGGUCGGCGAAUGAGAUACUGUUUCCCACUUACCGGAUUGAGAGUCCUGCGGACGGAGUCUUGCCUGCAACUUUGCCGCGUCAAUCGGCAAGACGGACAACUUGACCUUUGGGCAAACUUGAGGUUCACACUUUACGAGCGAAUGGUCUUGUUUUAUUGCACUCUUGUCGCGAUGAAACGUCAGGAUAACGUACCAACUCCACAGGGCCUGGAAGAUUUCUUCCAACCAGGGGAGAAAGAAGAAUUCGGAGGGGAGAUCCAGGAUGAAUCAUACCUUCACGCGUUCCGUAUAUUCCGAGAUCGAGACUCUGGAGGCGUCCGAUUCGAAGCUACUCCUCGCCGUGGACCUCUAAAAACACUCCCAAUCUGGACGGCAUUCGUCACGCAGUACGUUGGACACAGAAGUUGGAUGAAGCGCGUUGGGCAUUGUACCGUUCAGUUCCGCGAGCUACACCCCUAUAUGUUCUGCGAGAAUUAUAAGUUGCCGAAAGGGCCUUCGGGCAGGUAUCAGUUGACGUUUACGACACCAGAGGAUACGAGGUCGUUCAUGGAGGUAUUCCACCAGAUUAGGACUCGGUAA
Messenger RNA from Trematosphaeria pertusa, 1623 nucleotides. RefSeq lists its product as uncharacterized. The transcript is spliced from 8 exons. The record is from RefSeq and is a predicted model, not a curated record. Lineage: Eukaryota; Fungi; Ascomycota; Dothideomycetes; Pleosporales; Trematosphaeriaceae. Bases 1 to 1623 code for a protein of 540 amino acids.